GAUCAAAACUUUAUUGCCAAAAUGUUGCAGCUUUCAGAAUAGAGUUUAAAUUUUCAGUUUCACUUUCAAGUUUGAUUAUUGAUAGACACAUCAAACUCCGAAGCAUUGUGUCGGCUUAAUGCCUGCCUAAAUUUAUUCUAUUAUUUUACAUCCUGAUUCUUUGCAGGAAAACAAAUACAAAAUGUUUUAGUAUAGAAAAAUUCUGUAACUAUAUGCUUAGUUUGAUAGAACUGCAGAUUUCUUACAAAAAAAAAUGAAGCUAGGAAUAACUAAGGCACAACACCACACUGUAGUGUUGUGGGUACUCGGAGCUUGCAAUGCCGCAUCCUUCUUUGCUGCACUACAACUAGUUAGCAAUCUUGCACCUGAAGAUCGGAUAUCAAUAAAGCGUGGUACCGCGCUCACGGCGCUCGGCUUCGUCUACUUCAUGUCUCUGUUCGAGCUGCUCAACGUGACAGCGCUCUUCACCCGCUUCGGUUCCCGCUUUCGCCGCAAGUACCAGCUCAGCUCCGGCGACGUUCUCGACAUAACAAACAAAUUGGUGUCAGCGGUACAGGCGGCGUUCUGUUGCGCAACGGGCGCAGUAGUGUGUGCAUGGUCGUGCACGCGGGACCUGGUGCGCUCCUCGCAUUUCAUAUCCGAGGCUUACGCCUGGUUCGGUGCCGCCUACUUCUUCUACGACAUAUGGUCCAUGUACAUGGUCCAUGUGUAUAUGACUACCACAAACUUGGGCUACAGAUCUAAGAUGAUCAAACCGCCGAAGAAGGAGUCGUUGCCAAGCGGUGACGCGAUUAAUGACGUCACAUGUGACAGCACGAGUGACACUGUCGAGCCGGCGCCGUGCUCGGGAAAGCAGGUGUCAUUCUUCGCGUACUGCAAGCACGAGCCCGUCAUACUGAUGCAUCACCUGUUCAUUGGAGGCUUUGGUUUCCUUGUUAUUGUGUAUUUGCGCGGUGGCCUCGGCGACUGUGUCUUCGGCUUCGUGUACCUGAUGGAGGUGUCUACUCCGUUCGUGUCGGCGCGCGGGAUCCUGUCGCGUAUGCGGCUGAAGAGCUCCCGGCUGUACGUGGUCAACGGACUGUUGAUGCUGGCCACGUUCCUGGUGUGCCGCGUGCUCAGUCUACCCUACGUGUGUCUGCUGUACAGCCGCGCUAUCCGCUUGCCCUAUCUAGAGGCAAUAAGUUCUCUUCCGUUGGGCUGCAAGGUGUCGAUAUGUAUCCUGCUCCUACCCCAGCUGUACUGGUUCUACCUCAUGUCGUCUGGCGCGCUCAAGAUGCUCUUCAGACGGACCCGACCCAAGCAGAGUUGAUCCCCUGUAUGGACAAGCUCAUAUGUAACCUCGGCUUACGCAAAUGCAGUUCAUCUAAAAUGCCUAUUUAAAUCAAGACAACACACUCAAACUGACUGAACUGAAAAUAUUUGAUGUUUUCUUACAGAUAUGUCUUCCUUUUUACCGACAACGUCAAAUAGUCAACAAUUAGGUUUUUUGUACUUUGGUCUCUGUUAACGAUAAAAUCAGAAAUCAGAAAAAAUAUUAAUUUUUUUUUUUAGAUUAGGUUUACUUGAAUAUCGCUCAAAGAAAUAUUUCAGUGACGUCAGUUAUGGAGUUACAUGAAGAAUUAGGACAGUUGUCCUUGAAAGCCAAUCAAACGAAGUUCUAUAAAUAGACGCUGCCAUAUUGCUUUUUUUAAUCUCUGGUGUUUGUUGAAAAUAUGUAACAUGUAGUUCAAUAAAUAGCUCCAAUGGGCUCGAGGUAGCGGGGGGUGAUAAGUUAUGGCUGUCAAAUAUGUAUAGUUUAUAAUUAAUAAUUUAUUUAAAAUAAUGUAAUUAUUUACUUUGUUUAUACUUGAAAUAUUCCCAGAAUUGGAGAAUAUGUUAAUCGUCUCCAAAUGGCGAUACAAAAAGUCGAAAAUACCAAAAAAAUAUAUAUUUAGUUGACUUUUGUGGGUUUCUUAGAAUGGUUAUUGAUAUUGAGACUUGACGAGUAGACCCAACUUACACAGAUGGAAAGUUUUUGAAAUGCUAUGGAAACCGACAAAAUGUUUAUAGGCAGAUUUAUACCUACCCCAUAACUGAGGGUAGUUGGAAAAUAUUAAAUUUCAUAAAAAUUACCAUUGAUAAUUUUGACCAUUGCUUCUGUUAUAAGCUAGUUACAAAAUCAUUUUGCCUACUUAGUUUGUCGUUUAAUUCCAUAUAGAUUAUUAUAUAUUUGAAUAUAUCGGGUCUGCUCGUGCUGUGUAUAUACAAUGUUGACAUAUAGACCCUGAGCUUACCAAACAUAGAUAGUAUAAAGUUAUAUUGUUACCAGUUAUAGAAUAUUUAAAUAUUCAAACGCCAUAUUAUUUGAAUCUCUGGCACCUAUUUUGUAGUUUUAUAGGUGCGUGUGUUAUUUUAAUAUAGAAAGAUGCCGAGUUAGAUAUAGAGGAGGUAUUGUUGUGUCACAUAUAGACAGAAAAAUCUUAACUUGCUUCUUUUCAGUCUUCCCAGUAUAUGCUCAUACAGCUCUCCUAUUUAACUAAAAGGUUAGAGAAACUUUCUUUGUAUUUGAUAUGAAAACUCAAGCAAUUUUUUUGAUUCAAAUUUUAUUUAAAUUUAGAUAUGUGCCAUUUGUCAAUUAAAAUCAAUCAUUUCUCUCGCUUUUUCUUUACUUAUUGCUUUAAUCUCAUCAGUUGUUCGCAGUUGGGAUCCGAAUGGAUGGUUCUGUCCGGCAGUAAAAGCUCUCAUAGCGAACAGUAACAAGCAGUAAUGCCCAUAUCCUACCAUACACACAGCAUCACCUUAUUGAAAAGUAAACCGGGUUAUGUCGUGUGUCUGUGAAUAGAGAUUUAUACGCAAGCAAUGGUAUGUUAAUUAAAAACGAAGUUUGACUUUUUUUCAAUACUUGCAAAGUAUUUAUUAUUAUUAUAAUGGCUUUGGUUAUUUUAAUAAGAAUUUUGGGAGAUUUCUUUUUUUUUUUUAUAAUUGAAGUACCAUAAAACAGUAGUAAGUGUAGUGGACUUGCACGCAUCACGAAACGAAUGGUGAUGUCUGAGUUACAUAAUAUUCUUCUAUGGUUGUCCGUAUGUAUACAUAUUCCAUUUCCAUUUUUUGUGGUUGUUUUUGUAAAUUUCCCUGAUAAUAGUAAGGGAUGUUUAAUAUGCUGCGAUAGUUACACUAUGUAUUUGUAUUGCAUUUUUAUAAAGUAAUUUACGAUGUACUACAUCAAUUUCCGCAAAUUUGUGUCCAAAAAUGGGAUCUGUAGGUACUUUGUGGUGUUUCUAUUGCACUGCCAUUGCAAUUAUCUAUAUCUUUCAUCAGGCUGAUGAUUUAGUCAAAUUGAGUCCCCGGGACAUAUACGAAAUAAAUUCGUAGUGGACACCUUUCUAAUAACGUUUGACUGGCUAAAUACGAUAUUUAAUUACAAAAUAAAGUUUGGAUACAUCGCCGCUAAGUACACAAAUCUUUCGUUAGUUGAGCGCAAGCGCCGACAGGUUCGUGUGUGGGCUAUCACGCUUUGUAAUUUCGCACCCCGUGAUUAAAGUAUUAUUUGUGCGUUACGUAUUUAAUUGCUUUGCUUUACGUUAUUUAUGUUUUUUUUUCUUUAUUUAUGAUUUCCAAGUUAGUCAUGCUGUAUAAAGCUCUGCGGUGCUCCUGUAGUGUUGUAGAUUUCACUUUUUAUAAUUCAGUUUCAUACCAACUAAUUUUCUUCAAACAUUCAAUCUAUAUUAUACAGCGUGUUGCUAAAAUGGCGAUAUUAAAUAAACACACGGAUACUUGACUGUCAUCAUAAAAAAGACAUUCAUAAAUUCACCUGAAUAAAUCAAUUUUCAAUAAUAUGAUUUCGGAACGUAAUCUAGUAGCCGCGUGUACGCCUAGCGUAGGCACUGACACUCACCUAAGUAAGGCUGAGAUUGUAAUAUCGUAUAGACUAUAGAGCGUGCUUAGAGUUUGCUCAGACUUUACUUAAGUAAAACUUAGCUAAAUAUGAUAAAACGCGAACUAAAACAGCGUCGGGCUGUCUUAGCAUAAGUUGAGCAUAAUUUCAGCUAUGAAAUGACACUAAGAACGAAAUCAAAGAUUAUACUCAGCUGAGUUUAAGUAAUUAAAGUAUGAGCAAUGUCUAAAUAUGCUCUAUAGACCUCAGCCUCAGCCUAGUCGGGAGUAAUUAAGUAAGUAAUUUCGUUACUUAUUUACUUAAGAUUAACACUUUUUAUGAUCAAGCUACAUAUAGCGUUACCUUAUAUUACCAGUUCGGAGCUCCUUUGCACAGGAUGCCGUUUAGAUUAUGGGCACCACAACGGCGCCUAUUUCUGCCGUGAAGCUGUAAUGUGUAAGCAUUAUUGCAUUUCGGUCUGAAGGGCGCCGUAGCUUACAGUGAAAUUACUGUGCAAAUGAGACUAAACAUCUCAUGGCUCAAGGCGACGAGCGCAAUUGUAGAAUUUUGGGUUUGUCAAGAAUACUGAGCGGCACUGCAUUGUAAUGGGCAGGGCGUAUCAAUUACUAUCAGCUGAACGUUCUGCUUGUCUCGUCCCUUAUUUUCAUUAAAAAAAAUCUUGUGUUUAUUUAAUGUCGUUGUUGUAGCUCCGCGCCUUAUAAUUAGAAACUGUACCAUUAUAUUAAAUAUUAUAAUACCUACUGUAUAUUAUUAAUAAUAACUAAGAUUGGCCUUGGUUUCAUUUAAAUAUAGUUGAACAGAACGUCAAAAUAAAUCAAAAAACACAAUAUUAUAUUACGCACCUAGGGAGAAAAGUAGGUCAUUUUCGCCCGCGGAAUAUUGACACCAGUGACAAUCGCGGUUUUUUUCCACCUGGAUGAAAAGCUCGCUUUAAGUUCAUGGCACGAGGGACAAAAGUCGUCUUGCCGGGAGAGAAUCGGACACUUUUCUCCCGUACCAGGAACUAAAAGACAGGCUUUCAUCGAGGCGGGAAAAAAUGAACUCUUCUAAUUUAGAAUGUUAGAUAUUUUUAUUGUUACGGGUAAAUAAUUGUUAAUUCUGCCGCAUCAUGUAUGCAUCAUCGUGCCGAAAUAAGGCCUACUAGUGUAACAUCAAAACAAAUAUAAAAAGUAUUUAUAUAACCUAUGUAUAGUUAUAGCUGUAUUAAACAUAAGCUAUUGGUGCAUAUAACAUACUUAGUAUACUAGCUUAAUAGACAAACACUCCUCAUUACGGCGAGACGAAAUUUAAAAUGUUCAUGUGUGAUAGUUUUGCAGAUGUGUGAGUGAGUUAGUGAAGUAUGUAGUAUUUUACUUUUGGUCAAUCCCUAUGACAAAUAUUGAUAAACGGCGUCAUAUUCACGUAAACAAUAUUUUAUUAUGUAACACAUGUGGAUUAAAAUUAAUACAAUCUUUAGAAAAUAGAGAGUUAAAAUGUAAUUCCAAAUAUUUGUAAUAUGUUCUACGAAAAUAAACACCACGAAAGUAGCAUUGAAGAAUCGGUAUUUACCUGUGAAAUGAUUAUCUGGAUUGUUGCUGUAUAUAAAAACACAAUCUAAUACAGCACACGACACCAUUAUAUUUUUUAAUAAUUAAUAUCCGUAAAAAACAGUAUAACUACAAUAAAAACACUAAAUUUAGUACGCGGUCCAAUUUCACAGGAGAUUAGUGGACACUAAAUUGUUUAAAAACGUCCAUCUAUUCCGUCUCUUUCUCACACUUAGGUUUUUGUGUAACGAUAGCUAUCUCACACAGGGUUCGUCUAUUACGCUGGUAUACUAAGUUUAUGGUUAUAUCGGACUCAGUCGGGUGACAUAGAGCUUAUAAAAUUUCGAAAUAUUUAAUUAUGGAUGUUGAAAAUGUAUCUUAAAAUAAAUCUAUGUGUGUGAAAUUUAAGAAAAAAUUACAAAAAAAAUAUUGGUGUUAUUUGAUUAAGGUUUUAUAUUAUAAUCGUAAAAUGUGAUUGAAAAAUAUAUAUAUUUAUUUAUUUAUUAUUUGAGAGAUAUUAAUACAGCUACGAAAAUGUAUAUUUGUAAUAUAGAAAACUUACUACAAUCAUCUAUGUUUUGUGUAUUGGACUGUGUUUAGUGUGUUAAGUGUUAAGCCUUGUAUCGUAUGUGGUGAUAAUUACGCGUGUUAUGUUAGUCAAAGUCAAAUAAACUUUAUUCCAUUAGACUUAAACUAAGGGCUUUUGAAUCGACACUAUAAAUAUUUCUUAUAAAUUUAAUUCUUAUAGUUGAGAUUAUCAGCUCUAUAUAUAUCUCCAUAUAAAACGUUCUUUGGUCGAUAUAACGCGGCGAUUGCCCACAUACAUAUUUCUGUACUGUGAAAUUUAUAAUGAUUUGUAAAGUUCAUUAUUGUUAUAAUUGAAAACGCUUGUUACGAAUUGUGAAUAAUUAUUAUUCUACCGCGUUAUAGGGGUCAUUUCCUCUAUUUAGUUUGUUCCAGUGGAUUUUGUAGUAGGUUUUCUAAAGUGUUGCAAUGUCAAUAAGUCACAAGUUCUAACAGCGCAAACAAUGCGAGCGCGGCGUCUACGGAAUGUAAACGAUUGCUGGGAUUUAGUGUAAGGUUAGUAGAUGUGUGUGCUAACUUCGGUAUGAUUAUGUAAUUGAUAUAUUAUGAUUUACAUAAAAUUAAAAAUAUGCAUGCGGUACGGCAUCGUGUUGUUACACCCACAGCUGCGACGUACGACGCGAGUAUGCCACAGGUUUUGAGCCGUUGGUUUUGAUUAUACUUUUUCAGUCGCUCAAAAUGAAUUAAUGUUAAAUUAUUAAAACAUUCGUGAGACAUGAUUACUACUGAAUACUACUUUCGGACGAUUCGAAGGUCCUUCAUCAGGGUGAGUGGGUUCGUGAUAACCAUAGAUAAGAGUAAUAAUAUACUGACAUAGAUAGACAACUCGACACUAUAAAUUUUCUUACCCGUUAACGCCAUCUGGACACCGGAUAGUGCAACUUUUCUAUAUGUGUUUUAGAGUACCUACUACAUGAAACCGUGUGUAGGUGUAUUUAUCUAAAAUUUAGAAUCUAAAUAUUUUAUUGCUUUUUUUUAUUUACUUAUUUGUUGUAUAAUUGACUUAACUUGACUUAACUUAACUGAAAUAACAGUUAAACAAGUACAUAUAUCUAAAAGUAGGUACUCUGUUAGUUAAUUCACGUAACAAGGAGUUUAGUUAUUUCGAAUUGCGAUAAGCACAUCGUAAGCAGUAGCUGUCUGUAGUCAAGCAGACGCCAUUUGCAAUAAAUAAAAUAUUGUUUUUUUACGUUAUAUGAACUGUCAAAUUUCAAACUCAGUUUCUAUAACGGCAUAUAGAUGGCGUUAGUUUCAGUGAAUAAAAUAAUGUUUUAAGUUACCAUAGCAAGGUGAUAACGUCCCGUCUCAUUCUGCGGACUUGUGCUCGUAGUGCGCGGCUGGACAGGGCGGGGGGAGCCGGUGGUGAUUACGAGCACGGUAUUACUGAAACUAUGUCACUAUUAGUGUCCACUACGUGAUCAUCGGUACUAUGGGUCUUAUUGCGUGAUGCGUUUAAUAACACGGGUUUCGUUUUUGAAUUAAAGUUGUGAUAACUACCGACCUAAAACUGACCUCGAUGUUUAUGAUUUGAUGACGUCAGCACAUGAUACGUUAGUGAAAAGUUUUUUUUUUAUUGUUUCUUCAAUCGGUCACCAAGACCAUAAGCGGAAUUUUUGAAGGAACUAUGACGUUAGAGUGGAGCGGCCAACGCCGCGCCUCCUUCUUGUAUGUGUAUGUCACGUUUGAGUCGCCUAACCACUGGCAUUUGUAGCAUCUCUGUAAUCAAAACAUAGUGAUGUUGUUCCAUACGAUCUGUGUGUUUCACGCGGUACUGCGCGAUCUCUAAUUUAACAGUCGGUGUUUUAAGAUAGUCGUAGAUCUCAGUUGAUUUUAUAAACCACGGUGUAUUGACUAUUGCCAGCAUUAUGCCGUUUUCAGCUCGUUUAUGACACGUUAUGUUGCUGUUCCUGGCUUCGCUCAAAAGUUGAAUGCCAUUAGUCCAUAUCGGUUUCAAUAUUGAAUUUUAAAACAAUAAUUUGUUAUCGACGGACAACAUUUUCAUUUUUAUAUGAUGUUUACAAGUCAGGCGCCUGUCUAGAUAUAUUCCUAGAUACGUAGGGUAUGUUCCGAUAUGCACUGCGACCACUGUACAGUGUGACGUUAAUUUAGUAUACUGUGAAGCCGUUCCUUUAUAGCCAGUUAUACUAUUUAAAACGGAACGCAAUCCCGUAUACUGUCAGCCGCGUUUUUUGACGCAGCAUCCAAAUGAGUGUAUUACUUUUCCAGUUCAUAAAAAAACUGUUGUUGGAGUACUGUCAAAUUAAAAUUAUUUGGGAUUAAACUGUAGGUAUUGUUUAUAAAACGUUAGGCAUUCGAGUGGUUUUGACUGAUCACGUGAUCAAAGUAUUGCGAGUACCUUACUUCGAAAACGCCAGUGCUCACAAUAAAAUACGGCGGCGAUUUAUGACGUCAUAUAUUUCCCUAGGGUACUGCGGCAGUAUACUGGCAGUCCAUAACGGAAAGAAUUUUUCUACAGUGAUAGCAUUGUGCAGUGCUCGCAGUGCAUAUCGGAACAUACCCUGAAUGCACUCCGUUUGUGGUAUGAUAGAGUUACCAAGUUUAAUGAAUAAAUUGAGUACAAAUACUUGGUGAGUGUCUCGCGUGCACGACGCGGCUGUGUGUAGCGUGCUAAUGAUGUAGUGUGAAUGACGCGCGAGUUGACUGUCCUGCGUUGUGUGUCAUAUAUAUUGUGAUAUUAUGUAUUAAAUACCGCACAAUGCUAAAACAUAUAGUAGUAUUGUAAGGCUAUGGCGAGGUAGGUAGCCGAUACUGGUCUUAAUGGUGUAGUUAACAUGUUAAAUUUUAAAUCGAGCUUACCUUACUGGACUACUUAAAACUGACAGAUAAUACAAUAAAGAAGUCCCUUCCUAUAUAUGAUGUAAACACAAUACUAGAAGCGGCUAUUUAUCUCGUUACAUGUAAGCCCUUAGGCCUUAGUUCAGUUUCAUACAGCAGGUCGUAAUUGUAUCAUCCAAUAUUUAUCAUUAAAUUUUUUCUGCAACAUGUACAGUCAGCGUCAAAAAGAUAGCGACACUUUGGGUGGUUCUAUAUUUUGGUAACUUAUGUGUAGUGACGGAUAUAUUUGACUACUUUGGUUGACGCUAUUUAUUUCAUGUCAUCAUCGGGAAGUCCACCCGGACCAGCCUGUUAUUUUAUUUAUUUUCUAAAUAUGUGAUUUAAUAAGUUAUUACUAACACUAUUUUGUAAGUUUGCAAAUUGUAACAAUGAAUCCGAAAUAAAUGAUUAUUAUUAUUAUUUGGUCACUUUCGGUGAAUCGAUGUAUAUGGUAACGAUGGGUGUUACCAAGUUUUUGAAUACAAUGUGAAGCUAUCUUUUUGACACUGACUGUACCUACUUUAUGGUCUUUUGUUUCUUACUGUUGCCAUGCAACUAGCUUUGGGAAUUAAACGUUAAUUUAACGUAUAUUUUUUAGUACAUGUCAUAGUUUUUUUUUAUAUUCGGUAUUCCCAAUAAACAUAAAUUACAUACUUUAAUACAUCCAUUAUAAUUUGCCCUACAAUGUCUACCACAGUUUGAAAAUACCAAGCUUUUACUUUGUAAUUCGGCUCGUUAAUGUUGUGGUUAUAUCGUCAGCUGUAAACUGUGCCAGUUGUUUAUAGAUUUUCAUUGUUACUUAUUAGACGAAACGGGAUAUUAACAUUGAAAGGCAUUUAUUUUCUCAAAAUUUAUUCCUUUACAAUUCUUUUUGAUGUCAUUUCUAAUACUACAGCUUCGGAAACAAAUGGCGCUCUGCUCUCUAGAGAAAAAGCGGCGCAAGAAACUCUCCCAGCAUUAUUUUUGCGCUCUGAUUAAUAGAAUAUACAAUAUCGUACUGUCGUUGUUAUUGCUAUAAAAUAAUCCUAAUCUAUUCCCAGGAUGUCCGAUCACUUAGAUAUUCAGCUGUAUUUACGAUUAAACAGUUGGAUUUAUGACAGCCAUUUUUUAUUAAUUCUUGCGGUAUUGCUCUACCUAAGUAAUGAUUUUCGGCCAUCAUCCCGUUUCAUCUGAUAUAUUUAAUGUGUUCUGUCAUUUGUUUUCUAGUAUCUGUAGUUAGUUAACGUACCCAAAAGAAAUGUCGCCGAAUUCAUAGAUUAAAUGUAAUCGAAGUUUGUAUACAAAUUAUAACUAUUGGGCCUAAAAUCUUAUGACACUAGGACUUAUUAAUAAAGUAGAAUAUGGCGUGAAAUAUUAACAAUUGAACUUCAAUUAGGUACCUUUUCAAAAUAAAAACUUAAAUAAUACCUACGUUCAAUUCUUCCAUGCGUUAAGAAUAAAGGUAGAUACUUUUUUAACUUCACCUGCAAAAAUAUUAGCCUGACACGUCAGAUUAGAUCUAUGUUUUAAUAGUGCGGAAUGUUAGCUUUUACAAGUCAUUGUUAAACUUGCAAGUACAAAAAUGAAUAGAAGAAAUAACAUAAUACCUCUAGAGUCUAGACGAUUUGAAAAUUGUAGAUAGCUGUUUGUACAGACAAAAUUACGACUUGUAGCCAUCAAUACUAAUGCAGAAAAACAAUUGUUUUUAUUUUAAAUAGAUAUAUAUAAGAGGGGGCAAACGGGCAAGAGGCUAACGGGAUGGGGAGUGGUGAGGCAACCGCCCAUGGACAUCGACAAUAGGGGUAUAGAGAUUCGUUGGCGACAUUUAAGGUGGCAGUAUACUCUUUUCUUGAAGUUGUAUCGGUUCGGGAAAACAGCAGCCAAUAAAUAAAUAAUUUGAUGUGAUAAA
Molecule: messenger RNA, 10708 nt
Organism: Leptidea sinapis
Lineage: Eukaryota; Metazoa; Arthropoda; Insecta; Lepidoptera; Pieridae
Product: ceramide synthase
Exons: 7
Coding region: 254-1309 (351 amino acids)
Biological process (GO): lipid homeostasis
Cellular component (GO): membrane; endoplasmic reticulum
Source: RefSeq, a predicted model, not a curated record